Hirsutella rhossiliensis is the source of this 3351-nucleotide messenger RNA. RefSeq names its product GRAM domain-containing protein. Gene Ontology annotation, biological process: intracellular sterol transport. Lineage: Eukaryota; Fungi; Ascomycota; Sordariomycetes; Hypocreales; Ophiocordycipitaceae. Gene Ontology annotation, molecular function: sterol transfer activity; sterol binding. Gene Ontology annotation, cellular component: plasma membrane; endoplasmic reticulum membrane; cortical endoplasmic reticulum. The record is from RefSeq and is a predicted model, not a curated record. Bases 1 to 3351 code for a protein of 1116 amino acids. The transcript has 3 exons.
AUGGACAGCAACGGCCUGGGCAAGCUUCUGCCAAAGGCCAUCAAUGCCAAGCGGAAGAGCAGGAAGCAGAAGCUUGCGCGCGGGGCCGACGCCGACGCCGACGACGCGGCCAGUCGCCGGCCCUCGUCUGCCUCGACCGACUUGAGGGUCCGCGACGAGGCCGACGAGGCUGGCGACGACGGCGGCAGCUUUGCCUCGCACGAAUCCAGCGCUGCUGCCGUCGACUCUGCAGACCCGCGACGACCCGCAUCUGCCGCUCCACCAACAGCUCCCGCCAUCUCCGCCCAUCCGUCUCAAAUUGGCUACCUGACAACCUCGUCCCCCGUCAUCCAAGCCAACCACCUCGACUCCCAUCGACCGCUCUAUCAGCCGCCCUCGCGCUCGCAGAGCGAUCUCAGCAGCAUUGACGACAGACAUAACUCGUCGCCCGCCUCCGCAAGGAGCCAAAACGCCCUUGCCCGUUCCUCGACCCUCGACCCUCCGCCUCCCGCCAGGGUAGCUCCUCCGGAAGGACGGUCCAGGCCGCAGCCACGCAUCGAUACGCGACCGCCCCGAACUCCGCCCGCGUCCGAAAAUCCCGCCCCCGUCAUCGUAAGCACGCCCCCGACCCCCGUCGACCGAGUCGACACCGCUGGAAGCCCUCCGUCCGACAAUCUCAAGACGUCGCCGUUGAACGGCGGGAGUCCCCGAUCCAGCCCCGAUGGCAGUGGCCCCUCCCAGAGCAUGAGCACACACUGGAGGUCCAAGUCCGGAUCGUCCGCCACCAUACCCAGCAAGCUGUCCAACACCACCCUCGCCCCGCUCACACCCACCGCCGAGAGCGGCGAGGAGACGCCAAGCGCCCCUAGCUUCUUUUCCUCCGUCCUCUCCGCCGCCCAAAACGCCGCCAGCACACUGAGCAAUAACAUCCCCGGCACCACAAUCGGAGUUGCCGGCAACAAGAGCCGUUCCAGUCUGAAUAGGUCGCAGGGCUCGUCGGCUCCCAGCCAGGCCGGACCCGAGCUCGACCCGCCGGCCUCGGAGCCCCGACCUGACCAAGGCAUGGACCCGAAAAAGGACUUGGCGGUCCGCACUCUCGGAAGGGGCGACUUGAGCCUUAGCCAGCUCGGAAUCGCCGAGCCUGCUGGCUCCAUGGCCUCUCCGGCCAGCACCAAGAUCUCCGAGGCCGCCGAUGCGAGAACCAGGUCCGACUCGGCACCCGUCGAGUCCCAGGCACGGGCAAUAGACACCCUGCAGGAGGAACCGUCGAGCAGGCCGCGAUCCCUGGUGGAGGCGACGCUCGGCGAUCAGACGCCCCCCCCGGCCGAGCUGGACUCCAAAUCCCCCGUCCAGCGCGCCUCAAGCAUCCGGAGUGCCAUGCGGCCGCACAGGAAGAGAGGAAGCUCCGCCACGACGGGAAGCACGAGGACGGCGGUCGGGGCCGCCAUUGCAGCCGCCAACAGCUCGGUAAUGAAUCCGAGCGCCGGCUUCGGCGCCCCGAAGCUCACGGGCUUCGCCAUUGCUAGCAAGAGGCGGAACCGCGACUUUCACAAUCUCUUCAAGAGCGUGCCUGACGAUGACUAUCUCAUCGAGGACUACAGCUGCGCUCUGCAGCGCGAGAUUCUCGCGCACGGCCGGCUCUACGUCUCCGAAGGCCAUCUCUGCUUCAGCAGCAACAUUCUGGGCUGGACGACGACCUUGGUCAUGGGCUUUGACGAAAUCGUGUCCGUUGAAAAGAGAAGCACCGCGCUAGUCUUCAAGAACGGGCUCAUGAUUUCGACCCUGCACGCCAAGCACACGUUUGCCAGCUUUACCAGCCGAGACGCCACCUACGACCUCAUUGUCAAUAUCUGGAAGCUCGGGCACCCGACACUCAAGAGCACCCUCAACGGGGUCCGGCUCGAGGGCACGGGCGGUGACAAGACGGAAAAGGUGGACGCGGAGCCGUCGGCCCCAGACAACGACGUGCCGGCUGGCUCCGAGUCGGAUGAUGACAGCGGCGACGAUGACGAAGACGACUUCUACGACGAGGAAGAAAACGAACACGUCCCAGACACGCAGGCCACCGAACUGUCGGGCGCUGACGCCGAGUCGGAGAAGCCGCUGCUUAGGAAGGCGUCGGGCAUGACGGCCCCGAACGGCGCCCCGGCCGACGCGCCCAAGGAAGCCCCGUCGCCGCCCAGCACCGCCGCCGACUUUCCGGGGCCGGCGACUCAUGCGCCGACGGACUGCGGCGACUCGGCAUCUCACUACGAGAAAAUCGUCGGUGACGACGUCAUACCCGCGCCCCUCGGCAAAGUGUACAACCUUGUUUUCGGCCCCGGCUCGGUCGACUGGAUGACAAAGUGGUUGACGGGAGACCAGAAGUGCAGCGACUUGCAGAUGGAAGAUAAGAAGGGCCUGAGUCUAGACAACCGAACGCGAAACUACACGUACAUCAAGCCCCUCAACGCCUCAAUUGGCCCGAGACAGACCAAGUGCAUCGUGGCGGAGACGCUGGAGAAUCUCGACCUGGAAAAGGCGGUCAACCUGAGCAUCUCGACGCAGAACCCAGACGUUCCUAGCGGCAACGUGUUUUCCGUCAAGACCAAGUACUGCCUCUCGUGGGCCGAGAACAAUGCCACGCGUCUGCAGGUCAACUGUACCGUCGAAUGGACGGGCAAGAGCUGGCUCAAAGGACCGAUCGAAAAGGGCGUCAGUGACGGCCAAACGCAGCACUGCAAGGACCUGUUUGCGGCACUCAAGGCUUCGGUCUCGUCGCGGUCUCGGCUGAACACCACGCCGAACGGGCCCCCGAGAAUCAAGAAGAAGCUCAAGAGGAGCAAGGCGCUCCAGUCGGCCGAUGGCGGCUCCGAGAGCAGCGGCGGCCCAAGCCACACGGCCAUGAAGAACUGGGGGCUCCUGGAGCCGGUGCGGGGGCUGGUGGAGCCAUGCGUCGAUGUGGUGCGCCCGCUGCUGACAGGCAACGUCAUGUACGGGCUUUUGGUGGGCUUGCUGGUUGCCAUGUGGUUCGGAUUCGGGUCGGCGCCCAGCAAGAGCUCGGCGACAUAUGGCCCAGGCGUUGGCUUUUACAGCCCGUACCGGGUCGCGGCGUACGAGGAGAUGUGGCGACGAGAGGAGAGCGAGCUGUGGGAGUGGCUCGAGGAACGCGUCGGGCUGGAUCGACUCGGGUCGGAGGGCUCGCACGCGCGAAAGAAGACGCCGGAGCCGCGGAUCAUCGAGGAGAAGCUCAGAGAAGGGCGGAUGGACGAGAAGGAGGUGGAGGAGGCGAUUCGGGUGACGGAGGAGAAGCUCAAGGUGCUCCGGGGCGUGGUGGCCAAAACGAGCCGGAGCCAGCAGCGGGCCGGAGGUGGACGGAGAGAGGGCCGAUGA